Molecule: messenger RNA, 1518 nt
Organism: Encephalitozoon romaleae SJ-2008
Lineage: Eukaryota; Fungi; Microsporidia; Unikaryonidae
Product: poly (A) polymerase type 1
Exons: 1
Coding region: 1-1518 (505 amino acids)
Cellular component (GO): nucleus
Molecular function (GO): poly(A) RNA polymerase activity; RNA binding
Source: RefSeq, a predicted model, not a curated record
AUGGAAAUGUCUGAAAGGAACUACAAGCAUGGGGUGACUGGGCCUCUUUCUAUGAAGGAGAGUACAGAGGAGGAUGUCAAGCUAUCUGAGGAGAUGGAUAUGUACCUACAAGAGCGUGGGUUUUUCGAAGACGACGAGGAAGGGCAAACAAGGGAGAGAGUUCUUGGAAAGUUGAACUUUAUGGUCAAGGAGUUUGUAGCAAGGAUGGCAAAAAACAAAGGAAACGGAGACGGAGAGAAGGCAUAUGGAGGGAAGAUAUUUACUUUUGGGAGCUAUAGGCUAGGGGUGCAUGGAAAAGGAACCGACAUCGAUGCCUUGUGUAUUGUACCCAGGCAUGUGACCAGAAACGACUUCUUCACUUAUUUUUAUGAAGAACUAAAAGGAGACCCGAAUAUAAAAGGUGUUACAAAAAUAGAGGAUGCAUUUGUACCAAUAAUUAAAUUCGAGUUUCAAGGGAUUCCAAUUGAUUUAGUCUUUGCUAGGCUCAACGUACCGGUUGUGAAGGAUGGAAUCAACCUACUCAAUGAUACACUUCUGAAGAGCAUGGACGAGAAGUGUAUUUUGUCAUUAAACGGAUCUAGAGUCACAGAUGAGAUGCUAAAUCUUGUUCCAAACGUAAAGGCCUUCCAUUCUGCCCUAAGAUGCAUCAAGUACUGGGCUAAAAGGAGAUGUGUGUAUGGAAAUCCAUACGGAUAUUUUGGAGGGGUAGCCUUUUCAUUGUGUGUUGCGAGGGUUUGCCAGCUGUAUCCGAAUGCAUCGUCCUUUACCAUUGUAUGCAAGUUCUUUGAGUUGUUUUCGUCAUGGAAGUGGCCGACACCUGUGAUUCUACGUCCAGUAGUAGAUCUAAAUUACAAUCUGAAGGUUUGGGACCCCAAGGUAUAUCCUUCAGACAAAUACCAUCGGAUGCCAGUGAUAACGCCUGCGUAUCCCUCUAUGUGUGCAACACAUAAUGUAUCGAACAGCACUCAGCAUGUGAUUACCAUGGAGUUUUCGCGAGCCCACGAGAUUCUAUCCAACCUUGAGAAGAACGACUUCAGAAGGAUAUUCGAACUGUCUGAUUUCUUUGGCCGAUACAAGCUCUUUGUUGAGGUCCUUGCAAUGUCGACUUUGGAAGAGGGAUUUACAAAGUGGGAAGGGUAUGUAGAAUCGAGGAUUAGGAUCCUGGCAUCAAAGUUCGAAGCAGUCGAUGACAUACUGUAUGCUAUUCCUUUCCCCAAAGCAUUCAGGGUCUUGGAAGAGAGUAUUGGAAAGAUAAAGCCUGGGGCUGAGGAGGUGAAGAGGUGUACGGCGUUCUUCAUAGCGAUUGACGUCAUUCCCGUAAAGGGCAAGAAGGUAGUGGUAGAGCAGCAGGUCAAAGAAUUCAUGGAGUUUGUCAAGGAAUACGAAGGAAAGGAAAGUAACAUGUGGAUUGAGAUCAACAGCCUGAAGAGAAAGGAUGUCCAAGGAUUUCUAAGGGUCUUCUAUGGAAAGGAAAAUUUAUCCAAAGAGGAUGAGAAUAAAAGGAGAAAAGUUAAAUGA